AUGGCGCAACCUGCUCAGCAGUUCUUUCAUAUGUGCAGAACCUGUCGACAGAGUCUCCACGGUGCAAGCUGGCCGAAGUCUGUACGAUCGUUCACUUCUACUCCGACGAAACGAAAAGUGAUACCUUCCUUUUCACCAACCUCCAACCCCGAGUUCGACGAACUUCUCCUAGCAUGGCGCAACAAAGUCUUCACGCCGGCCGCAGUCGAAUCUCAUCACCGAGAUUUGAUGUACAAGACAUCUCAACAGGCUACCCUCGUUAACGAACCCGGAGUUACCGUCACGAUGGAUGAUGGUGAAGAAAUCAAGCUCGAGCCACGACAUGCGUUCGACAAGCCUAACAUGCGGAAGAGUCUGAAACAACUAGCCAGAUUACUAGACGGGAAUCAGAGCGAUACAUAUUGGAGUAACCUCCUCCCGUUUCUCAGAGGCUUAGUUUCAGCCCAGUUGAAACUACCCGGGGUUUUUGCCUCGAAACUCACCCGAAAAGCCUGCGAGGUGGGCAAAGAGCACAUUAUUAUCAGCGCGGUGGCCAAGCCGAAGGAUACGGGUAUCUCGUUGCGACAGCACGACGUAGCACGAGAGCUGAUGUUAGGUCUUCACAGCCAUGCAGUCCUUGCAGGUUUCGAGGGUCCUGAGCUUGAAACAAUUUCACGACGAGCCGAACAUGUAGCGAGAAUGUUGGAAGAUCAGCUUCACACUGGCGACAAGCUCAGACAUGGCGAAUGUGAUGCGCGAACGGAUCCAGUCGUGUUGGCCGUCUUACUGGAGUUGGCCGCCGAGAGGGCAUUGCACAGACAUGAUGGCACAGACAAGGACGGUCAGGUUGCCAGCUAUGCCACCAGGCUCCUUCACCUAGAGGGGCGAAAGCAGAAUUCCGACAUCGAAAGUUUAUCGGCCCACGAGCAAAACCACGCACUGGUGCAGUCGAUACCGAUCCAGAAUUCGAUAAAGUGGGCGUUGAAGGUCGACUCCGUCAAAAACUCCCAGCUUGAGAAUCAGUUGAACACCGAAUUGAGGGGUCUAACGAAGAUAGUGGACAGUUUGGCGCGUAAUGUGCGCGCUGCGCUGGGCGACAAACCUAGAAGAGGCCUAGAAAUGUACGAUCAGCUCAAUGGGAAGGCCACAGAUGCUGCUAGGCCAAUUCCCAGCGCCUCACCUGCUGAAGUUGGAAAGGAGGAGGAACAACCAUGA
This is a messenger RNA of Cladophialophora carrionii CBS 160.54, 1194 nucleotides long. RefSeq lists its product as uncharacterized. Bases 1 to 1194 code for a protein of 397 amino acids. NCBI's taxonomy places the organism in Eukaryota, Fungi, Ascomycota, Eurotiomycetes, Chaetothyriales, Herpotrichiellaceae. The record is from RefSeq and is a predicted model, not a curated record. The transcript has 2 exons.